UUGGCCUCUACGCUGGUGACCCACAGGUAGAGCGUGAGGUAUCAUCGGAGCAACAUCCGGACCCUUUCGUCCGAUUUGGUGGACUUUUGUGGUCUUUCAAGGCCUAGCAAAGAAGAUGUCAGCAGCAUCAGGCAGCAGUGUUCCCAGUGCAAAGAUGCCUCAGCACAGCUGCCCUCUCUGCAGUUUCACCUCCACACACCAGGGGGCGCUGGAGUCCCACAUGUCCAGUCACCUGAGGAGCAAGCCUCAACAGUUCACCUGCAGGAUCUGUGGCUACAACACAGUCUGCCACAGUGGUAUGGCAGAACACAUGGAGAUGCACAAGACCAGGAGGCCCGGCAGAGGAAGACAGAGGUCCAGAAGUUUCUGCCUCCUGUGCGAGUACUCAGCGGCCGACCGGCUCCAGCUCGAGUACCACAUGUUCUCUCAUGCUGAGAAACUUGGAGACCUCUUACUGUGCAGGGACGGGGAGGUUACGCAUGGCAGCAGCACUGCAGGACAGAUGGUCUCGGGCCAAACAAGUGAAGGGCUCGCUACUGAUGUAAAUUCAGCCAACAGAACAGUUCAGAAGGUUCACCCUAGGGGUACGCUGUGGUGUGGCGAGUGUGGGUACACCACGCGGUUGAAAACCGACCUGAGCAAGCACUUGAAAACUCACCAGAAAAAGUUCGUGUGCGACGUGUGCGGGUUUCAGUCGUGGAACGAGCUCGCCCUGCAGGCCCACAAGGGCGACCGCCUUCUCGAGUGCGAGAAAUGCGGUUACAGUGUUUCGUGCAAAGCCGAUAUGCGGAAACACGCGAAGACUCACCACGCAGAAAAGACCGUUCACCGCUGUGAGAAAUGCAGCUUCCAAACAGCUUGGAAGAGUGUCCUCGACUCACACGUAAAAAUCCACACGGACGAGAAACCCUUCACGUGCGGACAGUGUGACUACAAGUCAGCAUUUAAGGAAUCACUUACAGGUCAUCUCAAGAACAACAUGAGUGAGAAGUCUUUGCAAUGUAAGGACUGCAGCUACAGGACAACUUGCAGGCGCGCCAUGCGCGUACACCUCAAAAACCAUGUCUACACCUGCAAGAAAUGUAACGCCAUCCUGAAUUCAAAGGACAAUCUUGAAAAACACAUGAGAGACCAUCAGAAGGAAGAGAAGGAGCAGGCAUUGAUUUGCGAAGUUUGCAACUAUCGUGCGUUCAGCAGGACUAGCUUAGACAUCCACAUGCGUAAGCACACGGGGGAGAAACCAUUUGCAUGUGGGGAGUGCAGCUACCGCGCCAAGUCGAAAACCACGCUCAGGAUGCACGUCGCAAGCAAGCACAAGAAGACCUUCCGGUGCCUCGAAUGCGGUUUUGGUACGAACAAGGAAGACAAAAUGGACGAACACGUCAAGGUACACGUGAAGUAUUUCACCUGUGGCGACUGUGACUUUGUAGCAGCGAGCAGGGAGGAGAUAGACGCGCACAUGGACACUCACACGGGCGCACAGGGCACGAUUAUGUGCGGCAAAUGUCGGCAGUACUUUACCACCAACGGUGCUAAGAUGGGGGCACACAUGCAAAAUCAUCUUUAAUAUGGUCUUGGGUCUUGGGGGUUAAGGUAGCCAACAUCAACUUGCUGAUGAUUCUGCUACACUGUAGUAUUUGGGCUGAAGAAUUUGGACCAUCGCACACCGGAGCAUGCCCCUACUCUUUUUCAAAAGGUGUGGUGGGAUCUUUAGCGUGCUCGAGGUGUGGCUCUCCUCAAACACGGGACCUCCAGUUUACGUCCUAUCCGACGGACGUCCCUAACCGAAGCUAGGUACUCAUUUACACCUGAGUGAAGUGAGGAAAUUCGUGCCUUUCCCAAGGGCACAAGAUUGGUGACAUGGGUAGGGAUAGAACCCUGGACCUGUAGGUUCCGAGCCGAAUGCGCUACCGCUGUGCCACACGACCCCACAAUAUGGCUGCAGUAUACACAGUAGAGGGGAUUCAUUCCUCAAGCUAACCAACAUCACGCACACGCAGUCGUCCCUCAG
Molecule: messenger RNA, 2011 nt
Organism: Branchiostoma belcheri (Belcher's lancelet)
Lineage: Eukaryota; Metazoa; Chordata; Leptocardii; Amphioxiformes; Branchiostomatidae
Product: gastrula zinc finger protein XlCGF57.1-like
Exons: 4
Coding region: 116-1567 (483 amino acids)
Biological process (GO): regulation of transcription by RNA polymerase II
Cellular component (GO): nucleus
Molecular function (GO): RNA polymerase II transcription regulatory region sequence-specific DNA binding; DNA-binding transcription factor activity, RNA polymerase II-specific
Source: RefSeq, a predicted model, not a curated record